AUGGCAACGAGAGCUCGAGAAGAACAUCCCACUCGUCGGGUGUCCAUCUCCCAAUCAUCAAUCAACCACUGGCCCCGACGAAACUACACCAAACCCUGGCUGACUAGCCCAACCCCCCAAGCAUUAGAGUCAUGUCCGACACCGCCGCUCCCUCCGACGUCCACCAACUUUGACGCGAUGCCUGGAUGGGACACGUCGCCGCCCCAAACCGCUCGCAUAUUGGUGCACCAAAUUCUGGCCAAGCCGCACAAAGACGCAAAGCAUCGCAAAGGGCAUGCAAGGGGUCUCAGCCGACAGCAAGUGCUGGAUGCCAAGACAUACAUCAUGGACUUGCGGCGGGAAAUCGACUGGCGGCUGGCUUGCGAUGCAGACCCGAUCCACCUGGACGAGGGCGAGCGAAACCACUCGACACCCACGUCCGACGACGACUGGUCGCAAUGCAUGUGA
Molecule: messenger RNA, 447 nt
Organism: Aphanomyces astaci
Lineage: Eukaryota; Oomycota; Saprolegniomycetes; Saprolegniales; Verrucalvaceae
Exons: 3
Coding region: 1-447 (148 amino acids)
Source: RefSeq, a predicted model, not a curated record